AUGCACUUUGAUGAGUGGAAUGCUUACUUAGAUAUUACUAGUAGAUUGAGAUUUUUUUACUCUACUGUAAACCACAGUGAGUCAUUUGUAAAUGCCUUUACAGGUGUUUAUACUCAAAAUAUUGAAAGUGCCUGGAGUAGAUGUAAGUAUCUAUGCAAGAUGCAUAAAGGAGUUUUAGCAUCAAAGAUGGAAUUAAUUUUAAAUAAUUUAUGUGGAAAACCAUCAUUGGUCACUGUAGUAACUCUGUUUCUACAAAAGAUUCAUUUUUAA
This is a messenger RNA of Hepatospora eriocheir, 270 nucleotides long. The record is from the annotation of a GenBank genome assembly. Lineage: Eukaryota; Fungi; Microsporidia; Hepatosporidae.